GCUCGAGGGAGUUCGAUUGAACUUCGAUCGAGCGACCAUGCGUGGUGCUGCAUACUAACACUUUGUGUGCUUCUCUAUAUUGCUCCGAUGCACUUGGAUGAUGGGGACAGGUGCGACGGCCACGAUCAAUCUUGGAAACCUCAUCAGCCUCAUCGCUUCCGUUGCCUGCGUGCUAGCCGCAAAUGGCGAUUUCACGCGCAACAUUGAAGCAGAACUCGACUCGCGUCUGAUGCAGGUCGCUCAUGUGAGGCCAAAGCAUCGGAUACAGUGGACGUACAUCACACUCCCCAUUGGGGCAGACUGUUCUGGUGGCGCAGAAAUAUCCUCGUUGGCAGAAUGCGAGCACGCGGUGAGCUCGCUCGACAUGGUUUUUUACAUAUCGAAUUCGGUAAAUCUGAACACGUCGCCAUAUGGAUGCUACUACGUCUCUGGGGCCACCCCACAAAUCAGUUUCAACACUUGCUCAGACUGCGGACCUUCGUCAACUAAUGCGCAAGCAGUCUGCAGAGGGGUAGCGACUCCGGCGCCCACGGCUGCCUCGUGGGUGGCGAACGCGUGGGAGUACAUGCAGCUUGACUUUGGGUUAGGUUGUCCUUCUUCUCCAGAAGUAACGUCGUUGGAAGAGUGUGAAUAUGCAGUAACAUCGCUUGGGAUCUUCUACAUCGCGUCGACCGCGGUUGAUUUGAACACAAUGCCACACGGAUGUUAUUUCACACCGGGGGCCUCGCCACUAAUCCGUUUCAAUACUUGCUCCAGUUGCGGGUUACCGACAACCGCCUCGCAAGCGAUCUGCAGACGUAGUUCUACCCUGCAGCCCACGCUGGCGCCGACUUCACCACCCACGCCAGCACCGACUGCGGCGCCCACGCCAGCACCGACUGCGGUGUCCACGCCAGCGCCGACUGCGCCGUGGGUGCCGAACGCGUUGGGGUACAUUGAAAAUCCUAUUGGGUCAGAUUGUGCUGAUGGCUCAGAAGUAACAUCGUUGGCGGAGUGUGAGCAUGCCGCUACUUCGCUUCCAAUUUUCUUCAUCGUGUCGAGUUCGGUUGAUCUGGAUACAAUGCCACAUGGAUGUUACUACACACUUGGAGCCACCCCGUCAGUCUUUUUCAACACAUGCUCCGACUGCGGACCUCCGUCGGCGACUGCACAAGCGAUCUGCAGAAUUGUGGCGACACCAGUGCCCACGACGGCGACGUGGGUUGCGAACGGGUGGGAGUACAUGCAGCUCGACAUUGGGUUAGAAUGUCCAUCAGGUCCAGGAAUAACGUCCUUGGAAGAGUGCGAGUAUGCGGUAACAUCGCUCGAGAUCUUCUACACCACCUCGAGCUCGGUCGACUCGCACAGUGUACCUAUCGGAUGUUACUACACACCUGGAGCCACCCCCGUCGUCUUCUUCAACAUGCGCUCCGACUGGGAGCUUGCCACGCUGAUGCCGAUUGGCUCACUGAUCCGACUGGGGGAGGUUGGCAGCAAUCUUUUUUCUCCAGCCGCCUCGCGCGCCAUCUGCAGAUCGGCGCCUACCCCGCAGCCCACGCCGUCGCCGACCGCGGCACCCACGGCGGCGCCGACCCCGCCGCCCACGCCGCCGCCCACGCCAGCGCCGUGGGUGUCGAACGCGUGGGAGUACAUGCAGCUCGAUGCUGGGCUGGAGUGUCCUGGCCCAGGAUCGAGGGUAACCUCGCUUGAAGAGUGCGAGUACGCCGCGACCUCGCUCUCGAUCUAUUACUCUAGCUCGAGCGUGGUGGACCUGAACACGGUGCCGCACGGAUGCUACCACACGCCCGGGGGCACGCCGGUGAUCUUCUUCAACUCCUGCUCCAGCUGCGGGCCUUCGCCCACUGUUUCACAAGCGAUCUGCAGACGGGUGCCGACUCCUUCUCCUCCUCCUCUUCCUCCUCCUCCUCCUCCUUCUCCUCCUCAACCCACGCCGGUGCCGACUCCGCAGCCCACGUCAGUGCCGACUCCGCAGCCCACGCCGCCGCCCACUCCGGCACCCACGCCGGCGCCGAGUGCGGCGGCCACAGCCGCGCCAGGGGUCGUGCUGGUGAGUCAGGCAGCGGCUGGUGCACAGGAAUUGUUCGUGAAUUCCGAGGUUGAGUUUAGAGUAGGGGACGCCGUCGUGAUCACGGGCGGCGGCAAUUCAGAAACACAUACAAUCGCAAGUUUCGGAUCGAUAGUCAUGGACGCACCAUUGAAGCACUCGUAUCCGGCGGGUUCCAGUGUCAUGAAGGUGAUGCCUCAGAUUGCGCAGUCCAUCACGGCGCAGACGGUGAAGGCCACUGGCGAUCCGCAUUUGCAAAACAUUCACGGGCAGCAUUUUGAUUUAAUGAAGCCUGGGAAGCACGUUCUGAUCCACAUCCCUAGACGGGCGCCGAUUGGAAACAUAUUGCUUCAGCUCAAGGGCGACGUUCAGCAGAUGGGUGGACCAUGUGAGAUGUACUUCCAGGAGCUGAAUAUAACAGGCAAGUGGGCGGAUGAGAAGCGAAGUGGAGGAUUCAAGUUCCACGCUGGCGCACGCCGUCGUAAGAGAGAUUCCAAAUGGCUACGUCUUGGAAAGGUUGCCAUAAAGGUCGUGCACGGACGCACAAACAAAGGGGCCCGGUAUUUGAAUUUCUACGUCAAGCAUCUUUCUAAGGUUGGUUUUGUGGUCGGUGGGCUCCUGGGGGAGGACGACCAUACGAACGAAGCAUCGCGUUCGAGCUCAUGUCGCCAUCGCGUUGCUCUCUGACACGGUCACGAGUUAUGCGUAGUGCGCGCGUUUUACAGCUCUGUUUUCCCUGGUCGUUUCGCCGCGUACGUAGCCCGAUUCGCAACGUACUGGUACUGUCGUUGUCUUGUUCUGACAGAGAAACACAGCCAUGCGCAACCCCAGGGUGGGAGUUGGUCGGGAG
Messenger RNA from Prorocentrum cordatum, 2894 nucleotides. NCBI's taxonomy places the organism in Eukaryota, Dinophyceae, Prorocentrales, Prorocentraceae. The record is from the annotation of a GenBank genome assembly.